AUAUUACAUUUAUUUCAUAAUCUGAAAGAAGAAUAACAUUUGGAAUAAUGGCAACAGGAGACCUAAAAGGAAGUUUAAGAAAAAUAGAACAAGGACUCCGGUUGUUAAAUUAUCCAAGAGAUGUGGAUUAUACAGUGUUAGUAAAGGGUGAUCCAGCUGCAUUUUUACCUAUCAUCAGCUAUUGUUUUACAUCUUUUUCAACUUACGUAGCGGAACUUUUGGUAAAGUGCGAUGUGGAGCUCACAGCAAAGAGUGACUUGCGUUUUAUUGAAGCUAUUUAUAAGCUUCUUCGAGAUCAAUUUCAUUAUAAACCGAUUUUAACAAAACAGCAGUUUCUUCAGUUUGGCUUUGCAGAAAGAAAAAUGCAGAUUGUUUGUGACAUUAUCAACUGUGUGGUGAAAAAACAUAAGGAAUUAAGUAACUCAACUAAGGUUAAAUCCCAAACGAGGAAAAAACCCAGAUCUUUUAAAUGUGAAGUAUGGUCAAACUGUGAUAAUUUGCUUGCUGAUCCAAGUGGCGGUGCUCUGAAAUCCAAACCG
Molecule: messenger RNA, 539 nt
Organism: Cariama cristata (Red-legged seriema)
Lineage: Eukaryota; Metazoa; Chordata; Aves; Cariamiformes; Cariamidae
Product: centrosomal protein of 44 kDa-like
Exons: 4
Cellular component (GO): centrosome; spindle pole
Source: RefSeq, a predicted model, not a curated record